UUGCCGGUCAUGGCCGCGAGUGAAGUUUGUUCGUUCGGAUCCGCAGGCGUUCGCAGCGUACUGUAUGAGAACGGGAGAGAAUUCAGCAGGGGAGAAACUGAAAACAAACAUCUGAGGGAGUUGCUCGAACCCGACCAUCAUCGGAUUUUCAACAUGGAAGGAGAAAGUGCUGUUUGCAGUGGAGAGAAACCGUACACUUGCCCCACGUGUGGACAAGGCUUCAGCCAGUCCUCAGGUCUGUCUAAACACAAGCGCAGGCACACUGGGGAGAAAUCCUGGAAAUGCGGGGACUGUGGGAAGGGAUUCAAUUACCCGUUCGAGCUGGAAAUUCACCGGCGCAGUCACACCGGGGAGAGGCCGUUCGCCUGUUCCGAGUGCGGGAUGGGAUUCUUUACCUCGUCCAACCUGCUGAAACACCAGAGAAUCCACACCGGGGCCAGGCCAUUCACCUGCUCCGAGUGCGGGAAGGGGUUCUCUACCUCAUCCCACCUCCUGAAACACCAGCGAACACACACCGGGGAGAGGCCGUUCACCUGCUCCGAAUGCGGGAAGGGAUUCACUCAGUCGUCCACCCUGCUCACUCACCAGCGAGUCCAUACCGGGGAGAGGCCAUUUACAUGCCCAGACUGUGGGAAACAUUACAAAAGCUCCUGGGAACUGACGUCUCAUCAACGUGUGCACACUGACGAGAGACCAUUCACGUGUUGUCACUGUGGGACUGGGUUCAGGCGGUCCUCCGAACUCACUGUCCACCAGCGAAUUCACACUGGGGAGAGGCCGUUCACCUGCACUGAGUGUGGGAAGGGGUUCACCCGUUCCUCCCACCUACUAACACACCAGCAGGUUCACAAGGAACUAGACAUUUCUCUGACUGCUGUACUCCUGACAUCGUUCCAACUACAGGCACCAACAGGAGAUUUGAAAUUUGGAAAUGAAAUUAUUUCAGAGGGUCGCUCGGUUGAAGGUCACCGGGCUUUGAGCAUGGAGCUGGAGAGCACGUCGGUGCAGAAACCGCACGCGUGCUGUGUGUGCGGGCGAGGCUUCAGGCGAUCGUCCGACCUGUCCCGGCACCGGCGCGGUCACACCGGCGACAGGCCGUUCCCUUGCUCCCAGUGCGGCAAGGGCUUCGCUCGCUCGUCCACCUUGCUCAGGCACCAGCAGGUUCACACCGAGGAGAGACCCUUCCGGUGCCCGGACUGCGGCAAACGCUUCAAGAGCGGCGGGGACCUGGCCUCCCACCAGCGCCUCCACUCGGACCGGAGGCCUUUCCCGUGCCCGGAUUGCGGGAAGGCCUACAGGAGUUCCAGCAAUCUCCGGUCCCACCGGCGCGUCCACCGAGAGGCCAGGCCGUUCGGUUGCCCGGACUGCGGCAAACGCUUCAAGAGCGGCAGCAACUUGACGGCCCACAGGCAGGUCCACACCGACCGGAGGCCUUUCCCAUGCCCGGAUUGCCUGAAGAGCUUCAAAGGUCCCGGGGAGCUGAGCCGCCACCAGUUGGUCCACACCCAGGACAGGCCUUACCCCUGCCCCGAAUGCGGGAAGAGCUACAAAAGCACCGGGAACCUCUUGGCCCACCGUAGGCUUCACACCGACGAGAGGCCCUUCCGCUGCCCGGAGUGCGGCGGAGCCUUCAGAAGCUCUGGGGAGCUCACGUCCCAUCGAUGCACCCACACCGAGGAGAGGCCCUUCCGCUGCCCCGAAUGCGGGAAGAGCUACAAAAGCACCGGGAACCUGAUGUCCCACCGGCGCUCACACACGCAGGAGAGGCCCUUCCAGUGCGCCGGCUGCGGGAAACGCUUCAAGAGCUCCGGGGAGCUGGUUUCCCACCGGCGGGUCCACACCGACGACAGGCCCUUCCAAUGCACCGACUGCGGCAAGAGCUUCAAGAGCUCCGGCGAGCUGAUCCUCCACCAGCGGGUCCACACCGACGAGAGGCCGUUCCGGUGCUCCCGCUGCGGCGCCGGCUUCAGGCAGUCGUCUCAUCUGACCACCCACCAGCGGGUUCACACCGGGGAGAGGCCGUUCACCUGCGCCAAGUGCGGGAAGGGCUUCACCCGGACCUGUUACCUCCUGACACACCAGCGGGUCCACAAGUGACCUGCCAGGGUCGGGGUCUGGCUGUUAAUCGCACCCACAACACAACCGCUGCCUCCUGGGGGUCUUUCCCCCACUGUUGUUUGUGACCCUCCCCCAGCUCGGUUUUCAACGUUAA
Rhincodon typus (whale shark) is the source of this 2212-nucleotide messenger RNA. Its product is annotated as zinc finger protein 271-like. Bases 10 to 2097 code for a protein of 695 amino acids. The transcript is spliced from 4 exons. The record is from RefSeq and is a predicted model, not a curated record. Lineage: Eukaryota; Metazoa; Chordata; Chondrichthyes; Orectolobiformes; Rhincodontidae.